Spirometra erinaceieuropaei is the source of this 399-nucleotide messenger RNA. The record is from the annotation of a GenBank genome assembly. Lineage: Eukaryota; Metazoa; Platyhelminthes; Cestoda; Diphyllobothriidea; Diphyllobothriidae.
AUGUGGUGCGUAAGUGUCCUGCGCAGUGUGGUCAGUGGUGGCGAAUGCGGCGAGUGUAAGUUUGUGCUCCGUGCACUGGUUCGCCAGUCUCUGGGCGAUAGAUUCGCAAGUGACUGACCAGGCCCAUGUGCGAGGUGAAGGUGCAGUCUCAAUUAGGACUGAUAUAAACCGGGUCGUCACCACUGAUGUCGACAUUCGUAGUGUUGGUGUUUGUUGGUUUGCCAGGAUUGUGUCGUGUUGAUGUGCGUGGCAGACGUCACAACAACAGACAUCGAGGCAGUGGAGGAGGAGAAUGAUGAUGAUGAUGAUGAUGAUGAUGCUGAUGAUGAUGAUGAUGAUGAUGAUGAUGAUGAUGAUGAUGAUGAUGAUGACGAUGGAAGUGAUGAUUCGGGGGGGUAG